GAUGAAGCUCUAGGGUUUCACCCCCCGUAUAUAAGCCUCCCCACAACCCCGCCUCCAAAACCUUAGCCGCGCGGACGCCCACCACCACCUGCGCCUUCCCGCCGUCGCCGCCUCGCUCCGCGCGACCGAUCUGCCGCCGCCGCCACCAUGUCGCUGAUCGCCGGUGAGGACUUCCAGCACAUCCUGCGUCUGCUGAACACCAACGUGGAUGGGAAGCAGAAGAUCAUGUUCGCGCUGACCUCCAUCAAGGGUGUCGGCCGCCGCUUCUCCAACAUCGUCUGCAAGAAGGCCGACAUCGACAUGAACAAGAGGGCCGGCGAGCUGUCGCCUGACGAGCUCGAGAGGCUGAUGACGGUGGUGGCGAACCCCAGACAGUUCAAGGUGCCGGACUGGUUCCUCAACAGGAAGAAGGACUACAAGGACGGCAGGUUCUCGCAGGUCGUCUCCAACGCCCUCGACAUGAAGCUCAGGGAUGACCUCGAGAGACUCAAGAAGAUCAGGAACCACCGUGGUCUGCGUCACUACUGGGGCCUCCGUGUCCGUGGCCAGCACACCAAGACUACUGGCAGGCGUGGAAAGACCGUUGGUGUCUCCAAGAAGCGAUAAGCUAUAUAUCUACCAAUCUUGGCCUUAUUUUACCGUGUUGGUUCAUGUCCAAACAGUCUUGAUGAGGCGUUUCUGUUUAGACAGUUUCCUGAAAUGAUGUUUUGCCCUAGGAUAAUCAUUCAGUUAUGGAACCUUAAUAUAUUGUAUCGUACAAUGUGUUAUUGCAACUUCUAAGAGUAAUUUGAUUUUGAUGAGACAGUUGCGGAUUGACUCUUUA
Panicum hallii is the source of this 823-nucleotide messenger RNA. RefSeq names its product 40S ribosomal protein S18. Gene Ontology annotation, cellular component: small ribosomal subunit; cytosol; ribosome. The coding region runs from base 148 to 606 and encodes 152 amino acids. Gene Ontology annotation, molecular function: RNA binding; structural constituent of ribosome. NCBI's taxonomy places the organism in Eukaryota, Viridiplantae, Streptophyta, Magnoliopsida, Poales, Poaceae. Gene Ontology annotation, biological process: translation. The transcript is spliced from 4 exons. The record is from RefSeq and is a predicted model, not a curated record.